Messenger RNA from Epinephelus fuscoguttatus (brown-marbled grouper), 1925 nucleotides. RefSeq names its product tectonic family member 1 (gene tctn1). Gene Ontology annotation, cellular component: MKS complex. Gene Ontology annotation, biological process: cilium assembly; protein localization to ciliary transition zone. The coding region runs from base 12 to 1862 and encodes 616 amino acids. The transcript is spliced from 14 exons. Lineage: Eukaryota; Metazoa; Chordata; Actinopteri; Perciformes; Serranidae. The record is from RefSeq and is a predicted model, not a curated record.
UUAAAACAAAGAUGGCGGUCUCAGCUGCUACGCUGUGGUCCACUUUAAUCCUACUUUGUUUAUUCUUGUUUACUGCCGUCUCUUCCAAUGAAAAUACAACAAGCUACAACUGGAAUACGACGUUUGGUGACCAGAACGUCACAUACAACGUUACCGACAGUUACACAACUACGCAGCCUACAGAGUUUGAGUCAACAACCGCAACACCGGGCUCCAGCAGCACAGAGGGGACCAGUCAGCCGAGCCUGCCCGCCGACCCGCUGCCUGUCUCCGGCCAACUGCUCACUCCUGUCACCAACGUCGACAGGUUGUGUCCCUGUGACGAGCACAAGGAUGUGUGUGACAUCAACUGCUGCUGUGACAGAGUGUGUAGUGAGGAGGUGGCUCUGUUCACCAGCUGCUCAGUGGACACUGUCAGUGGCCCAAAGCAGCUGUGCAGCCACGAUGUGGCGUCCUACUCUUUAAGGAACACAAUAGAUGGCUACUCAGAGAUACAGUCGUCUGUCCGGAAGGAGACUAAUUAUGACAUCUUCUGCAUUCACUCACAGAACCGUGUUGAUGGAUUUUCUCAUCCCUCUCCUGCUCUCCCAACUGACAGCAACUUUGACUCACUCUUCAAAGACUUUACCAGCUUUAUUUUUGGCUCAGAGGAGAACAGUGUUCAGGUUUCUGCUGCAGAGCUCCAAGCCUCGUCUGGAUACCAGUAUGGAGAUGUGAUGGUGACAGCAGGAGAGAGUGGACAGAUGGGGAUGUUCUUGAUGCCAGCUCCUGGUGUCACUGCUGACUGUAUGGACAACAGUCCUGCAGCGUUCCUGAAGGAUCAGAGCAGUAAGUGUUCCCGCCGUGUGGUCCUGCAGCAGGACUGCAGCACUCUGAGGGCCCUCAGCAUGGUCACCUACACAAACAUCCAGCUCUUUGCUGGGAGGAAUAAAGAUGCAGCUGUUGUUCCUGUGGAGCUGGCCUCAGUCAUCCUGCAGUCUGUAGAUGGGACUCAGACAGAGCUAAAGAUGAGUGAUGGAGAAAUCCUCAAUCCUGUUCUCCUGAAGCCAACCCUCUGUGCUAAUGUGGUGCUGAAGGUUGCCUAUGUGAUAAAGUACAACCCAGCCGGUGAGGUAGUGAAUGUGACGGUGUCCCUGGUGCUUGGAUUUGUCCGUGAAGCUGCGCUGUCCCCACAACAGGAGUUUCACAUCACAUUUGUCCAGGAGGAUAUGGAGGAGGUGAUCGUCCACUACAGUGGAAAUCCAGGUUAUGUCGUUGGACUACCUCUUGUGUCUGGAACAAAAACAACAGAAGGGAUUGCUCGAAGCAUCGACCCCAGAGACACACUGUCUCUUCUCCACAGUACAGAGGACCAGGACUGUCUGCAGGGACCACAUCGGCGCUCCCCUGUCCUGUUUGGUGUGGACUCUGUGUCUGGCUGCACAUUAAGACUGGAGGAUGCUGCCAACUGCUCCCUGGUCUUCCAGGUGCUUUUGGAUGUUCUGAGAGGACCAAACCAUGCUCUGUAUGUGGCUUCCUUUGGAAACUCGCCGUUAGACUAUCCACUGGACUGGGUAUCAAUCAAGAGCAACUUUAAUCCUGGGGACGCACAAAGUUGCAGCAUCCCGUUGUCACUUCAUUUAGAAAUUGAAUGGACCAAAUAUGGAUCCUCGGUGAACCCCCAAGCUCAGAUUGUGAGCAUCACAGAAGUCAUCCAAACCAACACCACCAGUUUGGACACUUUGUCUGGAGGCAGCAGCAUCUUGUCAAUCAGGAGCUCUGUGACCUUCAUACCAGUUUCUGCUGCCGCUCUUCCUGGUUACAGAGCCAUGCCCACCAUCGAUGCCAAACUGCCCUUUGACUUCUUCUUCCCUUUUGUCUGAACACUCCAUGUAGACUUAUCUUCCCUCUGUUUGUAUGAUCGUGUUCCUGUAAAUUGUGUAAAU